Molecule: messenger RNA, 5630 nt
Organism: Pieris napi
Lineage: Eukaryota; Metazoa; Arthropoda; Insecta; Lepidoptera; Pieridae
Gene: POSH
Product: E3 ubiquitin-protein ligase SH3RF1
Exons: 16
Coding region: 337-3297 (986 amino acids)
Biological process (GO): positive regulation of JNK cascade; protein ubiquitination; positive regulation of proteasomal ubiquitin-dependent protein catabolic process
Molecular function (GO): protein binding; metal ion binding; ubiquitin protein ligase activity
Source: RefSeq, a predicted model, not a curated record
CACUCAAUAUGCAAUCUGUAUUUUGUGGUGCAAGCCGUGAGAAACGACUAACGAGAAUGGCAUUUGGCAUUUCUGCGUGAAAUUUAAUUAGUUUUUGUGAACAAGUGCAUUUUUCUUGCAAUAGUAAUUAAUUUACCCCCGCAAUAUUUAUUCGCUUAUUUGUAUAAUGGCAGCAGUUAUUGUGAUUAAUUAUGAGCAGUGUUAAGUCAUUUUGUCGAAUUGUUAAGUGAGUAGUGUUUAGGGUGGUUGCUCAGUGCUCCAGGUUUUGUUUCUUGUAAUAAUGGAUUGAGUAGCCGCUAGCGUUGUUGGAAUUCAAAAUAUUCGUGUAAGGACGGGAUGGAUGAGGGUCUACUCAAUGACCUGUUGGAGUGUUCAGUCUGUUUGGAGCGCCUGGACACAUCAUCGCGAGUCUUGCCAUGCCAACACACAUUCUGUCUCAAAUGUCUCAAGGUAAUAGUCGAAUCUCACAAAGAGCUACGAUGCCCCGAGUGUCGGGUCCUGGUAGAGGCAAAGGUGGAGGAACUGCCUCCCAACGUCCUCCUCAUGAGGAUCCUGGAGGGCAUGAAGAACUCCGCACCCAGGAAAGUCUCUGUGCAGAGAGUUAGGACUGCGCACGCGCAGGGCCAGGUACAAACGCAGCCAUCGUCUCGAUCAGACAAGCAGGUGCCGCCGCACGGGAGAGCUAUGUACGAUUAUAUUUCAAAGGAACCUGGUGACCUUUCGUUCAAGAAGGGAGAGACGAUUUUGCUGCAAAAGAAGUUGGACCCUUUCUGGUAUCACGGAGAGUGUUCUGGUCGCAGCGGAGUGUUCCCUAUCACCUAUUUGCAGGUGAUAGUGCCGUUGGCCGCGGCCCCCGCGUUGUGCAAAGCGCUGUACGACUUCCGGAUGUCCGCCCCGGACGAGGAGGGCUGUCUCGCUUUCGACAAGGGGGCUAUAAUCACGGUCCACCGGCGAGUGGACGAGAACUGGGCCGAGGGUCGCCUCGAGCAGCGAGUGGGCAUCUUCCCCAUCGCAUUCGUCGAACUCAACCAGGCCGCCUCUCACCUCAUGAACAGCAGUCCGAUAAAUCGCCCCGUCCCCCCCGCGCCGGAGCACGUCAGAGCGGGACACUCGGAGCACCGGCAUCAGGCUCAGCACCCUCAUCGGUAUCAACAGAUGUCCGCGUCGACCCCCGCCUCGGCGCAGGGCAACUACCAGAACGUGGCCGACGCGACCCACGCGACCUCCCAAACGGCGACCCGGCCGACCCAGGGAUCGGGCCCGACGUCCGCCCGCCGCGCCGCCAGCCCGAGGGUCGCGGAGCCCACUCGGGCCAAGUGCCUUCUCGACAUCGUCCACUUCACGAACGCGCACAAGGGGUUCGGGGUGCAGAGCGUGUCCCGCGUCGACGACACCUACGACAGGUUCGGGGCCAAGCUCGACAAUCACUCGAACGGGGCCGACGUCGCCUAUCAGAACGUCCGCGCCGAACGCUUUCCGGUCGCGGCCUUCAAUUCCAACUUGAGCUCGGACUCGAGCUCCAGCGCGAACACGCCGUCGUCGACGACCACGCCCAACACCAGCUCCGACACCAGCACCAGCGAGAGCGCCGAGCCCAGUCUGCCCGACUCGCCCGACGACGACACCGAGAGGAACCCGACGGUCGCGGCGCCGGAGGACGAUCGGGAGCGGACUAGAGAUGCCUCGCGAGACCGAACCCGUCCGCGAGACCAGAAGGCUACGGCGGCUCCGAACUCGAGCGAGUGUUCGACGGCCACGAACACCUCGCUGAACGUAAGUUUACCGACCGAGUCCUCCUUCGUCGAGGCUCGCGAGGCCGAGCCGACGAGUCUGCCCUGCUCGUCGAGGAUCACUCGAUCCGCCGGACCGGAGGUGAGGUGCAGCGGACCGGACUCGCUUCUCAACUUCGGCCUGGGGCUGCAGGCGGCGCUGUCGCCCUCUCACGGCAGAGACGACUACGCGACGAGGGCCCCGAGGGACCGUCAUCUCAGAGAGAAACGGCACAGUUUGACGCCGACCACGCAUUUGCAGGGAGGCCACAACCAGAACAGACAUUCCGCCGAAAUCCUGGCGACGUCGCUGCUCGAUCACACGCCGGAGCGAGACGUGAGGGGCGAGAGGGAGAGAGAGAGAGAGAGGAGACGACGGCGGUCUCGAAGCGACGAGCGCCCUCUGCCGGCCGCGUACGUCGCGCUGUAUCCGUACAGACCGCAAAAACCCGACGAGAUCGAGUUGAAGAAGGGAGACCCGUUCUCCGCAGGCGUGUACACGGUCCGCGAGCGCUGUCGCGACGGCUGGUACAAGGGCUGGUGCGAGCGGCUCCAGCGCGCGGGAGUCUUUCCCGGGAACUACGUGGCGCCCCUCACGCCCGUGGCCAACCGGAUCAAACACGACAAGUCGGCGGUCAUUUCGAGCGGUAAGACGGCGCCUCCGGCGAGCGACGGCGGCAACCCGAGCGCGCCGGCCGCCGCCCCCGCCGCUCCGGCCCCGCCCGACGCCCCGCCGAGAGCCGACAGUCCCCCGGCCGCCGCUCAAACGCUUUCAAUUUCAGCUCAACCGUCGACGUAUCCUUGGAGUGCGCCGACCCAGUCGCAGCAGGGCACUCCCCGAGCCGACAAAGUGAGAUCUAGGGUCGAUUUCGUCGGUCGGACGACCUCAUCUCGGUCAAUGAAACCGACCGAUGUCAAAUUCCAGGCGAAGGACAGAGCGAAGUCCGAGAAGUCGUCGAUCUCGAGCGGCGUGAGUCUGAUGAAGCGAUUGGCGGCCAUGAAGAAGUGCAAGUCUCCGCCGCCCGUGGGCUACAGCAUGGACAAUCCGGUGUUCGACGACUCGCCCAACGCGUCUCUGGUGUACGCCGCGCAACACUCCGUGCACGUGCGGUCGGGCUCGUGCCCCUCGCAGUUGCUGCGAGCGUUGCCCGCGGGACCGACCUCGGCGGGGCAGAACCCGGCCCCCGCGGGUCUGACCGUGGCCAGGCACAAGGAGCGUCCGCACGAUCAUCGCAUGCUCAGUCGCGGCAGCACCGAAGGCCUCCGGCAGAACCAGCAUCGCAAGUCGCAAAGUCUGGACGUGACGGCCGCCCGAAGGGACCGACAUCACUCGCAGCAGGUCAAAGAGAGAUUUCGCUGCGUGGUCCCGUACCCCCCGAACUCCGAAUACGAGUUGGAGUUGAAAGUGGACGACAUAGUGACGGUCUGCAAGAAGAGAGGCGACGGCUGGUACAAGGGCACGCUGCAGAGGACCGGCAGGACCGGGCUCUUUCCCGCCUCUUUCGUUCAGAGCUGCCCGCCCGAGUGACGGACCGACCGAACGUCGGACGCUAAACUGUCCGGCGUGAAGCGGAUUUCGACGAGACAUUUUGACUUUUCGUUUUGGUAAUUGUGAUGAGGAGGUUCUCACUGCCGCGUCGACGAAGAGUUUUAUUUAAUGUGAAAUCAAAUUUAAACUUAGAUUGUAUAGAAUUUUGUGAAGUUAUUUUUAGUUUCGAUACGCUUAUUAUUUUACAAAAAAAAACCGUCCCCGAAAGGGUGAACGCCGGCGAGAGUCGCGACUCGACUCGCGUUUGCGCCGCUGCCAUAUUAUUCAUAAUCAGAUUCUUUAUUGACUUAAUUCGACCGUUCGCUUCGUUUGCGACCCAUUAGAGGCACGGUUUUCGUUAUAAUUUAAUGCAACUCUGGAGCAUUUUUAUAAAAAAAAAUGAUAGCGUGUAUAAAGUUGAAGAUAUGGAAAUAUUUUAUCGAGGUAUUUUUAUGCGACCGAUUUUCGAAGCAAUAAAGUAGACAAUUAGUACAACGAUAUAUGAAAUGCUGUAAUCGGAUUCCGAUCCGACGUUUAUCUUACCCGGGAGAGGCGACCUCGUCGUAGACGACUCGCAGUGUCGUUCCGUUACCGACUCCCGGGAUCCGUAUCGAGUCGAGCGUCCGACUAUUUCUAUAUAUCACGCCUUUGUAUCGAGUGUAACCUUGGAGUAUCUAUACUAUAAGUGAAAUAUCGAAUUUCCGCUUCAUGGUUUUCACCAGAGUGUUUUAUGCGGCACGAAUAUUUGUAUCUGAGGCCCCAUUCGUGCCCCUUAUUUGUCUGUUGCCACUACGAUCACAAAAUCAAUAGCGAAAGCUUGGCACUAGACCUUGUCGAACUUCAAAAAAAAAAGGAAUGGAGUAGUUUCCACAGGUCCCUUACUAUGGGUACUUGCACACAUUCUUAUCCUAUAUUUUCUUAUGGCUUUAAUUAUGCAAUUACUUUCGAUUGAUCGAAUCGUAGAAAAUCUAUCCUUACAGCCGAGUCUCUGAAUCGUUAAAUUGAGAGUUGCCAGACUGUUAUAAAUUAACUUAAAGCUAAAGUGAUAGGUUUUUAUUAUAACACCUGUGGACCUCGAGCGCCAUAAUGAUAAAUAUUCACUGGCGUUCACGCGCCGCGUAAUCGGCUGAAAGUCUAAUGCUCGACUGGAUAUGGAAUCCGGGUAACUUUUAUUUUAAGGUAAAAUUCUCUAUUCUACUUUUUGACAAUUUCUACGUUGGAGAUGGGAUGCUUCGAAUGAUCCGUUUUAAAUUGAACUAGUACACAUAGGAUAUUAAUUUUAGAGAAAAUUCAGCAAUUGUACUAGAAACAUUAUUAACAGCGUUCUAUACAGAUCGUAGGUUAGUCUUCGGAGGUUUUCGAGGGCAGAUAUUUUCAUUGAGUUCUUUGAUUCCGCUGAAUUUGCCAGCUGACAAGCCUUCUUUGUCUGCCACCGAAAAUCUCAUCGUAGUUGUAGGAAAUUUUAUCGUUUCUACAAAUUAUUCAAUAGUUUUAAGGACUUUGUAUGUGAGAGUGCAUGACUUUUGUACGAAUAGACCUUAUCCGACGUUUUGUGGAAAUUUUUAUAACAAUUUGGGACGAGUGUAUUAUGAUGCGAUAAUUAUAUAUUUCAUUUAACGUUUAUGAUUGCACCGUAUUAUUAUAUACAUUAUUUACAUAUCGUGUCAUUUUUAUUAAUUUGACUAAAAAUCUAAUGAAUUUCGGCCACAUAGUGUAUUGUCGGAAAGCAUGCACUCAUUUUGUGUAAAAUGCUCAAUAUUUUUUUCUAUUUAACUCUUUUUACUUCGAAAAACACGAAAGUGCGAUUAAAAUUGUUGGAACUGUUUUUCGAAGUUCGCUUCGUUCGGUUUAACUCGAAGCGACGAUAGCCCUGCGAAGGAGCCGUCGAUUCGUGUCGAGUCGCGUGAGUGCAAGAGAGCCUUUAGCAGUAAGUUGUAUAUUCUACGUAGGAAUAAUUUCCCGUAUUUAUUAUAUUUUUACUCAUUUCUACGUCCUUAUACUCAUGGUAACUAUGAAGAACUGAUUUUUUGUAAGUGUAUUUAAUUUGAAACUUUGUAGAUGUAGAUGGAACCCUUUUAUUUCCAAACAACGAAUUUGUUUCUCUACUACGAUACGAGUAGGUUUUGAUACCAACGUUUUAGGUAAAUUGUUACAAUUAUUAGUGAAAUUUUAAAAAUGUUUGGCAGAAGUUUACUUGUAAAAAUUGAUGUCAUUUUAGCGUAUGCUGUAGUUGGAAAUUUAGGAUAAAAUACUUCAUUUGAUUUAACGAGGCAAAAGAACCAUAUCGAUGGCAGUUAGGCGAUUUUGGAGAGAAAUAAAUAAUUUCUUCUGGA